This is a messenger RNA of Penicillium concentricum, 669 nucleotides long. RefSeq lists its product as uncharacterized. The coding region runs from base 1 to 669 and encodes 222 amino acids. Lineage: Eukaryota; Fungi; Ascomycota; Eurotiomycetes; Eurotiales; Aspergillaceae. The record is from RefSeq and is a predicted model, not a curated record. The transcript has a single exon.
AUGAUGGGGGGCGCACCAGGUGUGGGCGGAUUUGCAUCCCCGCCCCCCUCAACACCGGGGUUGCAAUACGCAGGCCCUCCAGUCUCAACACAGUCAGCAUUCGCCUCUCCUCCGCCCAGUGUGGGACUACAACAUUCGAACACUUUCCCCACUGCUCGAUCCUCGGCCCACAGCCCUGGAGUGCCUGUCCCUUCAUACCCGCAGUCGUUCGUCGGCGGGCAGGGAGCCCAACAGUACAGCACAAGCCGGUCAGGCUCAAUGUCCUUCGCCCCGCCGCCGCAGGAUCCGAAUGCCCAUCUAUAUGACCAUCAGGUUUAUGGGGCUGCCCAGGCCCAGGCCCAGUCGCCACCCCAGUAUCAGCCUGGAUCGGCGGUGCCGGUAGGUGGGUUCUCGAACUACUCCUAUGACCAGACUCAGGUGCAACAGCAGCAGCAGCAACAACUACAACAGCAACAACUACAACAGCAACAUCAGCGUGCUGGCUCUGAAUAUGAUAUCCAUAGCCAGUUGUAUAGACCCACUGAGGUGGAGGCUAGCUCUCACCAUCAGAAAUAUGCACAGAAGGCCAUGAAGAACCCUGGACAACGGCCUAGGAAAAUGGAGGAUAGAGCAGAGCGGUUGGAAGGCGGUAUGAAUAGGUUUUUGAAGAAGCUCGAGAGGAAACUUUGA